Molecule: messenger RNA, 2025 nt
Organism: Torulaspora delbrueckii
Lineage: Eukaryota; Fungi; Ascomycota; Saccharomycetes; Saccharomycetales; Saccharomycetaceae
Gene: PPZ1
Product: salt homeostasis regulator
Exons: 1
Coding region: 1-2025 (674 amino acids)
Cellular component (GO): nucleus; cytoplasm
Molecular function (GO): protein serine/threonine phosphatase activity
Source: RefSeq, a predicted model, not a curated record
AUGGGUAAUUCAAGUUCCAAAUCGAGCAGAAAGGGCUCAUCGGGAAAGUCUAGUGUAGAUUCAGCGGCAUCGACAACACAUCCGUUCACUAGGACAGACACUUCUCAAUCAGUCAAAUCGACUAAAUCUUCUAGAUCAUUACGAUCCAGGCACUCAGAGAAAUUCAGUGGAAAUGGAAAUGAAAAUGCGAAUCCUGAGCACUCUAGUACACCUCCGAGUCGAAAAGAUAGUGGACUUAAGAACCACCGUUCGCAUGAGCCUUCACAGGAGACCCUGGAUAAUGAUAACAACAAUUUUCUGCAACCGUUGACACCAAAUUCAGAAAGAAGGCUGUCUUCUUCGAAAAGAUCCAGUUUCAAUACAGCUGAUUUACCGCCGUCCAUGAUUCAAAUGGAGCCCAAAUCACCUAUUUUGAAGAACAGCAAAUACCACAGUGCUAGUAUUCUUAACUAUAACGAAAAUGCAUUAACGGACGAUGACGAUGAGGAUAGGACAAAUGAAAAUGUUAGGACCAACAGUACCACUAGCGGGAGAAAUCAACUGGACAUCCUGCGGAAUUCUUCUCGUCCUUCGAGUGUAAGAAGUAGCUCUUCGACAAAGCCUCGUAGGAGGUCGGACGGAGAACCCGGUGCAUCACCAAGCCAGCAUUUAAUGAGUCGAUCGAAUUCGCAUGCCUCAUCCAUACACAGUAGGAAGUCAUCGGGAUCUGCGGGGACCACUGCAUACAGUACACCCUUAAACUCCCCAGGCGUUUUUGGGAAAAAUGAUGAACAGGAUGAUGAUUACUUCGGAGCUGUGUCCUCUAAUUCUUCUCAAAGAGAUACCGUUGGAGCCGGAACAGAUCCCAGUCAUGUUAGUUCGAGCGAUGGCACCACUAAUGGUGAUCACGGUCAUCGUGCAGAUGCUAAAAAUUUUUCCCAACGCGAGUCAAUUAAUGAAUACCCAUCAGUGCUACCAAUGGAUCCCGAACUACAGGAUGGCUUGAUGGAUGAUAAGUCUUCGAGUAACGAUAACAUAAGGCAAUCUAUCAGUAAGAAAAAGAGAGUUGUCAGGCCAAUUAAUAUAGACGAAACGAUACAAAAAUUACUUGACGCAGGCUACGCAGGGAAGAGAACGAAGAACGUAUGCUUGAAAAAUUCUGAGAUUGCUAGGAUUUGUCAUAUGGCUCGUGAAAUGUUUCUAUCUCAACCAUCACUAUUAGAACUAUCUCCACCGGUGAAAAUUGUCGGUGAUGUUCAUGGUCAAUAUGCGGAUCUUCUGAGGUUAUUCACCAAAUGUGGAUUUCCGCCAUCCGCUAAUUUUCUGUUCUUAGGAGAUUAUGUUGAUCGUGGUAAACAGUCUCUUGAAACAAUACUUCUCCUGCUUUGCUACAAGAUCAAGUAUCCAGAGAAUUUUUUCUUGUUGAGAGGAAAUCACGAAUGUGCCAACGUUACGAGAGUAUAUGGGUUUUAUGAUGAGUGUAAACGUCGAUGCAAUAUUAAAACUUGGAAAAUCUUUGUUGAUACUUUUAACACUCUGCCGUUGGCAGCCAUCGUGGCCGGUAAGUUUUUUUGUGUGCAUGGCGGUUUAUCCCCAGUUCUGAACUCAAUGGACGAGAUCAGACACGUCAGUAGACCUACAGAUGUCCCCGACUUCGGCUUAAUUAAUGAUUUACUCUGGUCAGAUCCGACGGACUCGCCGAAUGAAUGGGAAGAUAACGAGAGAGGUGUGAGUUAUUGUUACAACAAGGUGGCUAUUAACAAAUUCCUCAACAAAUUUGGUUUCGACCUGGUUUGUAGGGCGCAUAUGGUUGUUGAGGAUGGUUACGAAUUUUUUAAUGAUCGAAGCCUAGUUACUGUCUUCUCCGCUCCCAAUUAUUGCGGUGAAUUCGAUAAUUGGGGUGCUGUAAUGAGCGUUAGUGAAGGACUGCUUUGCUCAUUCGAACUAUUGGAUCCCUUGGAUGGAGCAGCUUUAAAACAGGUAAUGAAGAAAGGAAGGCAAGAAAGGAAGUUGGCAAACCAGCAACACAUGCAAGUUCCACAAUGA